GGAUUUACACCCGCUUUUUCAUAAGAUUCAUCCGAAGAAGACAAUCCCAGUGACUUAGAAAAGAGGUACCUGAUGCAGGGCAUGACCUUUGGGCCCACGACUAGCUCGUUGGCUCAAGGGAGUUCGAGUCAGAUUGAAGCUGGCUAUGGCAGAACGAUCUGUGGCACUCCUUUGCGGCAUGGAAAUCUGUCGAAGCAGAGUACAGCACCUUUGGCAUCAACAGGACGAUGCUCAAGGUCACGGAGCAGUAAUGUAGUGCGUGCAGUCAUCGACAAGCCGUUGCUGGAAAACAGCUCCGCCCGUUCAGUGUCUGCGAGUGUUGCAGCAAUCAUCCUGGGUGGUGGAGCUGGAUCGCGGCUGUACCCCCUCACAAAAUCCAGGGCAAAGCCAGCAGUGCCGAUCGGCGGAGCUUACCGGCUGAUUGAUGUGCCCAUGUCCAACUGCAUCAACUCCGGCAUCUCCAAAAUCUACAUCCUCACGCAGUUCAACUCCACCUCGCUUAAUCGCCACUUGGCUCGCACCUACAACGUGGGCUCGGGCGUGCGCUUCGGCGGUGACGGCUUUGUUGAGGUCCUGGCGGCCACGCAGACUCCCACAGACAAGGAGUGGUUCCAGGGGACCGCGGAUGCAGUCAGGCAGUACGCGUGGCUGUUCGAGGACAUCAAGAACAGGGUGGUGGAGGACAUCAUCAUCCUCUCUGGAGACCACUUGUACCGCAUGGACUACUUGAAGUUUGUGGAGCACCACAGGAGCACCAACGCAGACAUCACCAUCGGGUGCUUGCCAGUGGACUACGAGCGCGCCUCAGACUUUGGGCUCAUGAAGAUCGAUGAGGAGGGCCGCAUCUAUGACUUUGCAGAGAAGCCAAAGGGGGACGCUCUGGAAGCCAUGAAGGUGGACACAACUGUUCUUGGUCUGAGCGAGGCAGAGGCAGCAAAGAGCCCCUUCAUUGCGUCCAUGGGCAUCUACGUCUUCAAGAAGGAGCUGAUGCUCAAGCUGCUCCGCGAGCAAGCCAAGUUCAACGACUUUGGCGGAGAGAUCAUUCCUGAGGCGGCCGCCAGCAGCCGAGUCAUGGCCUACCUUUUCAACGACUACUGGGAGGACAUCGGGACCAUCAAAUCCUUCUUCGAGGCCAACCUCGGCCUCGCCCAGCAGCCGCCGCGGUUUGAGUUCUACGACCCGCAGACGCCGAUCUACACGUCGCCGCGCUUCCUGCCGCCAGCCAAGGUGGUGAAGAGCAAGAUCAACGACGCCAUCAUCAGCCACGGGUCCUACCUGGAGGAGUGCACCGUCUCCAACGCCAUCAUCGGCCUCCGCUCGCGCAUCUCCAAGGGCGCUGUCAUCCAGGACGCGAUGAUCAUCGGCGCGGACUACUACGAGAGCGAGGAGCAGCGGAGCGCGCUGGUGGCGGCCGGCCGCAUCCCCAUCGGCAUUGGCCAGAACAGUGUGAUCAGCAACACCAUCGUGGACAAGAACGCGCGCAUCGGCCGCGAUUGUCAGAUCGUCAACGCUGCCGGCAUCGACGAGGCCGUGCGCGAGGACGAGGGCCUCUACAUCCGCUCAGGCAUUGUCUGUGUCCUGCGCAAUGCCGAGAUCCCCAACGGUACCAAGGUCUGAGCGCAUGGCGCGGGCCGAGGCGGCCGCAG
Messenger RNA from Coccomyxa subellipsoidea C-169, 1646 nucleotides. Its product is annotated as glucose-1-phosphate adenylyltransferase. Gene Ontology annotation, biological process: glycogen biosynthetic process. The transcript is spliced from 8 exons. Bases 73 to 1617 code for a protein of 514 amino acids. Gene Ontology annotation, molecular function: glucose-1-phosphate adenylyltransferase activity. The record is from RefSeq and is a predicted model, not a curated record. Lineage: Eukaryota; Viridiplantae; Chlorophyta; Trebouxiophyceae; Coccomyxaceae.